Messenger RNA from Clonostachys rhizophaga, 381 nucleotides. The record is from the annotation of a GenBank genome assembly. Lineage: Eukaryota; Fungi; Ascomycota; Sordariomycetes; Hypocreales; Bionectriaceae.
GAAGCAGCCGCGGAAGGUUUCGGGCUGUCACACGCAGUCAUAGUUCCAGCAAACGCGCGAAGAAUUAUUGUUGGCGGCCAGCUUGGUAUUCGAGAUGACGGGUCGGUGCCGGAAAAUAUCGAAGAAGAAGUCAAGCUGGCGUUCGACCAUGUCUUAGCAGCUCUCAAGUCGGCCGGUCUCGGAGAUGAUGCGUUUGAAUAUGUCUAUUCGGUCAAAACUUUUGAGCUCAAUUACAACGGGAAAUCUAUCGUUGAACCGGUUGUUUCAAUCGCGAGAUCGUUUCUGAAGAAUACUAAGCCUGCUUGGACUGGUGUUGAGGUUGCCGCCCUGGUUCAUCCUGAUGUACAUUUAGAGAUCACCGUGGAAGCAUAUCUUCUAAAU